AUGGCUACUACAAACAUUUUGCCUAAAGAAAUACGUUAUUCAGCAUUUCUUGCUUCUGCAACAAGCGGAAUUGUACUUGUAAUUUCAUUAUUUGCAAUGAUACAAAUUCAGCAAGAAAUUAGUGGAUUUUGGGAGGAAGUGGAUGCUGGUGUAAGGCAAUUUAGGGAAUCAAUAGAAGAAAAUUGGAAUGAUUUAAGGCGGGUUCGCCGUGAAGUAUACGAGCCUUCCGCACCCGAAUCGAAGCCUCCAGGAAUCUCAACAAAUACGAACGCCGCGUGUAAUUGUGCCACUGGAAGUAGUAAUAAAUGCCCUCCGGGGAUACCAGGGCCAAAGGGGGUUAGAGGAAAGCCUGGAAAUGAUGGAAAGGAUGGGUUGAAUGGAGUACCUGGAAAGGAUGCUUCUGAUGUUCAAUUAGCUCCUGAAUAUGAACGUUGUUAUUAUUGCCCCUCGGGUCAACAGGGAACGGUUGGUCCUACUGGCAAAUCGGGACCUAGAGGGAUGAAGGGAGUCAAUGGCAAGCCAGGAGUAGCUGGGAGAGAUGGCCAACCUGGCAGUCCUGGGGAUAACGGACCCCCAGGGGCUCAAGGGGUUGUAGGACAACCUGGUCCUAUUGGAGAGAAAGGACGCGAUUUUCACCAACAAAUAGGCCGUCCAGGUUCAAAGGGUCCAAAAGGACCCCCUGGACCUCAAGGCCCAAUCGGAAAUCCCGGAAUGCCAGCACCGCCGGGACCGCCUGGAGAAACGCCUGGAGAGAGGGGAAAUCCAGGCCCACCGGGAGAAGUCGGAAAGCCAGGACCUACAGGAUUUGAAGGAAACAAUGGAAAACCAGGACCCGAUGCUCACUACUGUAGUUGUCCACCUCCCUCAUUUACUAGCAGGACAAAAAGUAAUGGGUCUGUGGGCCGUGGACCUUAUAAGUACUACUUUGGAAUGUCAAGGCGAACUAAAGUUUAA
Molecule: messenger RNA, 954 nt
Organism: Meloidogyne enterolobii
Lineage: Eukaryota; Metazoa; Nematoda; Chromadorea; Rhabditida; Meloidogynidae
Source: the annotation of a GenBank genome assembly